Manduca sexta (tobacco hornworm) is the source of this 4971-nucleotide messenger RNA. RefSeq names its product caspase Dronc (gene Dronc). NCBI's taxonomy places the organism in Eukaryota, Metazoa, Arthropoda, Insecta, Lepidoptera, Sphingidae. The record is from RefSeq and is a predicted model, not a curated record. Gene Ontology annotation, molecular function: cysteine-type endopeptidase activity. Gene Ontology annotation, biological process: proteolysis; regulation of apoptotic process.
UUGACAAAAGUCAAAUGUCUGGUGAAAAUGUUAUAGUUUGGACGGAUAAUAAUAUAUACUUGUCAAUACUUGUGUUUCUGUGCAAAUCGUUGCAGAAUGUUGCAGUUUUUUUACCGUUUCCACGUGUUAUGAGAUAAAAGAUAAUUAAGUAUUUAAUAGUUGUAACAUAAGCCAGGGGUACUUCAUCGCAGGAUAAAAGUCCUCUUACCAAACUUUUCAUACUUUAAAAACAACUUUACUUGCAAGGGUUCAGUUCUCGUCAUAGUAACUCUGAACUUUGUGCUUGGCCGUUCUACAAGAUAACAAUAAUUUAGUUUAUUGAAAAAAGAGUAAUUUUUUUUUUGUAUCAAUUGUGAUUUUGAGAAUAAAUUUUCAAUAUGCAACAAGAACAUAAAAGAGCGAUACAACUUAACUUCAGCUCCCUGGUGGACCGCACAGAUUUAAAGAUGAUGGUGUCAGCGCUCUACGAGAAAGGAGUGUUCUCUGAAGCCAUGCUGGAGCCUUAUUCAAAUGAAAACAUAUCUCAGUUGGACCGAAAGCGGCACCUGUUCCACGCCAUAACUCGCCGCGGGCCCGAAGCCUUCGCGAAAUUAACCGAGGCUCUGGUGGAGAUGGGGCAGUGGGACCUCGUGCGGGAUCUGGACCCCAACAGUCCCGUGCAUCCGCGCUCGAACAGACCCGAGCUUCGCCUGAAUAUGCCCCGUCCUCGAGAAGAAACCGAUGAAAAUAACUUCGUUAGCAUUAAGACUAAGAAACAGGAAGCACAAAAAAAUAUGCGGCAGCCUGUCAGCUCUCCGCCCUCGUCCAGUCCGCAGUCGUGGCCCGCUGCGGCGACCUCGCCACGAGCCAGCAACGACGCUACCGAUCUCUCCCUCGACAUACCCAACUUCCAUGUCAAGAAGAGCGCUGGCUUCUUCCAAGAAGACGAAAAGAAAGGCAUCAAGCUGUAUCGCACGCGCGAGCGGUACCGCGGCAUGCUGCUGCUGCUCUCGUACGUGCACUUCGCGUACGGCACCGACGAGUACCGGCACGGCGUCGAGGUCGACACCAAGAACCUCAAGUACCUGUUCGCCGAAAUGGGCUUCCAAGUGCUCACCUACAUAAACCUCACGCUGAAAGAGACGAAUGAGACGCUGAAGUCGCUGAGCAGUGUGCUGGUGGGCGCGGAGGUGGUGUUCACGGUGGUGUCGUCGCACGGGUACGAGCAGAAGCUCGACGCCAACACGUCCAUCCGCUGCAGUGACGGCCUCCUCACCACCGACGGCAACAUCAUUGAGUUCUUCAACCACAAGAACAUGCCCCAGCUACUCGGCGUGCCCAAGGUGUUCAUAUUCCAGGUUUGCAGAGGCGUCGUGGAAGACUACGUGACCGUGAAUGCGACCGCAAAUGUGAACGUGCGCGCCUUGUCCGCGCCGCGGCCGCAGCGCGUGGCGGUGGACACGGCCACCGUGCCGCCCGGCGCCGCCACAUCCUCGCCCACCACGCCCAUCUCGCCGCCCGUCGACCUGCGCCCGCUCUACUCCGACACGCUGGUCGUGCACUCCACCGUGCCAGGUUUUGUGUCGCACCGCGACAAGUUCGACAGCUCGUGGUACAUCCAGGUGUUGUGCGAAGUGUUCGCGGAGUCUGCGCAUAACUGCCACGUGGAGAAGCUGUUCAAGUUGGUGGACGAGAGGCUGCAGCAGAAGUACGAUCAGACGUCGUCGGUGGACAGCCGCGGGUUCAACAAGAAGUUGUACCUGCACCCGGGGCUGUACGAAUGACCGCGGGCCCCUGUUCGCUGACCUGCGCCACUAAGCCGAUGUCUACCAAGCGCAGCGCAACACAGGUCAAUGAUUUAGCUCAAGCUAUGUCUUAGGCAUAAAUGAUAGUCUUUAACACAAAAUGAUAUUUGUGUUUUGGCGACCUCCUAUCGUCCUGUCGUCGAAAGAUGUGGCAACGUUUAUAAUUCAUUAUACGAAUCUAUAGAUUCAUGUAAAAGAUACAAUUGAAAUUUAUUCCAGGUUGUAAUAAAUUAAGUAAAUAAUUGACGAGAAUUAAAAAAUAGUAUGAUGGUAAUUAUACUCGGAGGUUUUGCCUUACCAAAAAUUAUGAUAGUAAGAUUGGGUGUACAUUAACCACCCAAUUUGGUUGAUAGAAGUAAAGACAAGUACAUAUGAUGUGGCAUUUUAGAUGGACCCAAGUACCCAUCACUACUUAGCCUCUUAUACGGGGGCCUUCACAACUUCUUUUUACUUAGUUUUGUCUUUUACCAUCAAGCACCAGUAUACUAGUACUGUGUGUGUUCCGAUUUUAAGAACACUCAAGGUGAUACACCAUUGUAAUAAAUUGAAGCUUCCGGGCAUUAUUGAUAAUCUUUAUGAAUUCGUGGCUCUUACUAUAUGAGAAUGUGAAUAAUUUCCUCGUCACCUUGUUAGGUUAGGAAUUACUAUUAUAAAUUUAUAUAAGGUGAUGAAAAAAAUAAAAAAAAGAACGAAAUAGAAAAAUGAGGUAUGAAAUAAUAGUAAACACGGUUUUGUACGCGAUUAUACAAGAACUAUUUUUUUUAAAGAUUAAAUGAAAAUCCGAAUAACAUCAGUUUAUUAUAAUGAAAUAAUAUUGGUUCCUUACAAGUUGAGCAUUUGGACGAUUGUCUAAUUGAUUUCCUUACAAAACUAAGUUACUGAAUAUUUUAUUAGUUAGGCAGUUGUCCUGUUGUUUUGUAUUUCAUACUUUGUGACAAUAACCAGGUAUGAUGUUUGUAAAAUCGUUUUAUGUAUGUAUAUGGUUCUUAAUAACUUGUACCGAUUGCCUCCAACAGAUGUCGCUUUACAACAAUGACAGCGCGUGUCAAACUUCUAUGAUUUACAUUUUCAAUAUAGUAAUACCCUCAUGAUGGAAUUUCCAUUAUCAGAAUGAAUGUGCAAUUUUAAGACUUGUAUCGAUAUCAGAAUACAACUUCCAAAACAUUUGCAACUAUCAUUAUCUAGUUGCUAUGAUGGAACAAUUACUAGAAUACUUGUAAUCAUCGAAGACACGAAAAAUGAGUACUCAAAUAUAUAAUUGCAAACAAAAAAAAAUGAUAAAAUGGAACUGUUCCAAAAAUAAAUUAGUUUAAUUUAUAUGCUAAGAAGAUCUGAGCUGCUGAAAGAUAUAUCAUAAAAUGUAGGAUAAUGUUCCUUGUAGAGUUUUCUUUAUUAUUUAUUUCAAAUGCUUAUGGGUUUCUGGUUCGUAUAACAAGCUACAUAUAUACAUUAUCUCGUAAGUGGAUAAGUGAUUUAUGGAUAUACCCUUUUGAUAAACUAACCUUAUCUAGAGCAAUAUGAAGUAUCCAGCAGGAAUUGAAUGGAGAAAUGAUGUAAUAUUUGCAAUUAUAUUAAUAGGGUAUGUUUGAAUUUGCACAUUACAAGUGAAAACUGCAUUAUAAUUGGUAAAGAAAUGUCAAUCACAUUUCAUAUAUUGCAAUGUGCAAGAGUGGGCGCGUAGUGGGGAUAUCGCUCCAUCUCAUUCUUCCGCGUUACGUGGGCGUAUUGCGCCUCAUUUCUCGUUUCUUGACAUUUAACCUUCUACCCAAAUUCAGAGGCUAUAUGUAUUUCUGAAAAUGUAUAUGAUGAUUUUAUAUGAGGUAAAUAUUUGAUAAAUGUAAAGAACAAAUAUAAGUCACAUACCCUCCUGUGAUGCCGCCAAGACACAAUGUGAUUGAUUCCGAGGUCUCGCGCCCGGUAUAAAACACCCAUUGUGCAAUUUCCCAGGAUAAAAUUUAGAUAUUUAAUCUAGGACAUAGUCUACCUAUGUGCCAAAUUUCAUUCAAAUGCGAUCCCAGGUUUCUGCAUUAACUUCCAAACACCUACACUAUCUUUCGCAUUUAUAAUAAACAUCCGCAUUUAUAGAUUUUAAUUGUAAUAUACGUAAGACGUUCUGAUUUCUAAACAUGUCUUGAAAUAUAAGGAGCGCCCUAGACAAUAGUCCGUUUGUGGAUCACUGGACCUAUUGACACUUGUGAAAAGCAUAGAAGGCUGCACACUGCCAAUUUGAUUUCAAAAUAUGUAUAUGUAAUUAAUAAGUAGUUGGAACGAAUUUGAAUAAUUUCGUGUUAUAUUACCCUCCGAUUUCAUUUUAUUGUAAACUUCAUUAUGAAUAUAAUAAUUUUACAAAUAUUGUUAUCUGUCGAUUAUUUCACUCCAUUGUCUCCGCCGAGGAUAGCGUUUCGGUCAUCGGUGAGACUACAUAUUUUAAGCUCAACAUUUUGUAAUUAUAGUUUUUUAUUGUAUAUUAUUUUUUUUAUGUUUUUAUAAAGUUGCAAUAUUCAUGUUUCGGCUGUCACACAAAUGAAGUCAUGCCAUUCGAUCGAGAUGAGCAAGGAAAAAAAUGUUUUGAUGUUUUAUAAGCGAUUCGUCUGUGAUUUUUUCAAUGAAAAUAUAAUGUCACAAUCACAAACGGUGUGUAGACUAGUUACACGCAGCCUAACAUGAUAUUGCCGUAAGAUUAUGUAUAAAAUAUAUCUGAAUAAUUUGCUUUGUUAUAUUAUGCGCUAUUAAAAUAUUGUACUAUAUUUUAUAUUCAAUGCUAUGCUGUGUAACAAACAUUUUAAAUGUAAAUAGGUAACAAUGUUCCAAAGUGGCUCAAAUGUGGUAUGCUCAAGUUUUUAGAGAUGUGUCUGCAUUUAUUAAUAGUUGUGAAUUGUAAUAUGAGAUUAUUUUUUCAUUGAUUGACUUAUUAAAGAUGUCUCCAAUGUGUAGCUGGUGUGAAGAUAGUCACAUGACCGACUCUGCCCCAUAUCGUAGUUUAAUCACUAGAUAUUUUGUUUUGAUCUAAAAUAAAGCAGGAGUGACGUUUACGUGCAUUUGUAAUUUUGUAUUGAAAAUGGGAGUUGUUGGUCGGCAUUGUGCUGUUCGUAACUAACUUCAGGCCCGGAGCAUUCUGAUGUGAAAUUAUGGAAUCUAGUACAUAUGUAUUAAAUAUAUUUUUAUAAAUUUUCAAAUUCAUAAAAAA